Messenger RNA from Paramecium pentaurelia, 645 nucleotides. The record is from the annotation of a GenBank genome assembly. NCBI's taxonomy places the organism in Eukaryota, Ciliophora, Oligohymenophorea, Peniculida, Parameciidae.
AUGAAAUUAGAAUUGUAGGAUAUUAAAUAGAUCAUUGCCACUCUUGAAGAAACUGCAAAUAGAGAUUAAAAAUUCCAACUUAAACAAUUAAAAUAAAAAGUUAUCAAAUAUGAGGAACAACACAAAGUCAUUAUUAAAUAACUUAUUAAAUAAUCAAUUUCUGAACAAUUUGAUAGAUUGUCAAUGCAAGAAUCAUAAUUUCUUUAAGAAAAUUAAAUGAAUGAAUUACAGAAAAGUCAAUCUAAACUCAAACUUUCAUCAAAUUCAAUACCAAAUAGUCUUCCAAUAGAUAAUUAAAUAUUAAAUGUUCCAUCAAAGAAAUAAAGUGGAUUAUCAUUAUCUUUAAAAUAACCACUUCUUGAAUUAGAAAAUGAAUAAUUCUAAGAGAAAAGAGACUCUAAUGAUAAGGAUACAAAAGAAAUUGAAGAAUAAGUUGUAUAAUAAUUAAAUUAAGAAUAUAUAGAAUAUUAAAAUAUGAUUGUUGAAUAGGAGAAUUUAGAAAAAUAUAAUCAAGAAAUUGAUUAACUAGUCACAUUUUAAAAAAGUGACAAAAAAUGCUUCAAAUAUUCAAUAAUCAGUGCAAUUGUAUUAAUCAUCCUUGGUGUUCUAAUAUUUUUGAUAAUACAUUAUUUUUAUAUUAAAUGA